AUGUUACCCCUGCAGGUUCUNCUUGCCAUCAUCUACUCGACGGAGUCGUGCGUGAAGCCAGUGACCGCCGCGAAAAGGGUCGUACCUUUCGAACUCUUGCUGCGACGGCUGGAGCGGUACAAGUUGAACAGCUUGGACAGGUUCCUGACCCGGGCGUACUACGCAAGAAUGCGGAAGAUGAAUGCUUUAGCUUCUGGGAUAGUCGUGAAACUGGACAAGAUGUACCGGAACAAUCCUGAGGUUACUCUGCUGCGAGGCGUGUUGCUGAUGUCUGACAGGGAAUGGAGAGAGGCUGUGGGUGUGCUGAAAUAUGCGAUUGAGCUGGCGCCUUACAGGUUCGAAUCUUAUGAGAUGCUAGUGGAAGCUUACUUGUCCAUCACCAUGAUCAAAGAGGCCAUCCAGGCAGCCAAGGAUUGCAUUGAGAAAAUUGGGGAGACGGAAAGGAGCUUGACGUGUCAUUGUUCGGAAGAGUCUGUGGAACUGUUGAAGAAAACUCUCGAACUCGUUCCUGAUUACAAACUGCAGGUGAAGUUGUCCAAUAUCUACAGAUGCAGGUUUCUCGAUGACGAGAAAUGUGAUGAACAUGAGCUUUUGGCGAUGAAGUGA
Molecule: messenger RNA, 606 nt
Organism: Notodromas monacha
Lineage: Eukaryota; Metazoa; Arthropoda; Ostracoda; Podocopida; Cyprididae
Source: the annotation of a GenBank genome assembly